UCGAUUUUUGAAUUUUCCCAUAUGAGACACAUGCAGUACUGUGCUCAGUAACAAAAAAAAAAAAAACCCAACAUUUCUUCUCAAACAUCAUCGUCAUCAUCGUCAUCAUGAUCCACUUAUCCUUCACCCCUCACCACCUUCCCACCUUCGCUAUCCUACGCCCACCCCUCCGUCUCACUGCCACUGCCAGUAAUACCACCGCUACUAUUAACAUCCUCCAUUCUUUCCCUUCUUCUUCCCGUCUCCAUUUCCUCUAUCCUCCGCCGUGUCGUCCUCUACGCACCCCACUUUCCUCCUUCGCUCCUCCUACCUGCGCCGCCCUACGUGCCUCCGCCGGUGAUGUUCUCCACGAUGCCGGAGCUACGGCGCUUGUACUCGCCGGCGCGUACGUUCUCGUCUUCGCCUUUAAUAAUCUCACUCAGCGGAAUCUCAUUCACCAGAGUUUAAGCAGAAAACUGGUUCACAUAUUAUCUGGGUUGCUUUUCUUGGUUUCCUGGCCAAUUUUCAGCAACUCAAACCAGGCUCGCUGCUUCGCUACGUUGGUACCUCUUGUAAAUUGCUUAAGGCUUGUUGUACAUGGAUUUCAACUGGUUGAUGAUGAUGGACUCAUAAAAUCUGUGACUCGUGAAGGAAAUCCAAAGGAGUUGCUUAGAGGUCCUCUAUAUUAUGUCCUUAUAUUAAUCAUAUGUGCUCUAGCAUUUUGGCGAGAGUCACCGGUGGGAGUGAUAUCGUUGGCAAUGAUGUGUGGUGGCGAUGGUAUUGCUGAUAUAGUGGGUAGAAAAUUCGGAUCCAAAAAGAUUCCUUACAAUCCAAGUAAGAGUUGGGCUGGUAGCAUUUCCAUGUUUGUGUUUGGAUUCUUGGUUUCCAUUGGGAUGCUAUACUAUUAUUCAGCUUUGGGGUUUAUGGUGUUGGAUUGGCCAUUGACAGUUCAAAGAGUUGCCCUGGUUUCAAUGGUGGCAACAUUUGUUGAGUCUCUUCCAAUUACAAAGGUAAUAGAUGACAACAUCUCUGUCCCAUUAGCGAGCAUGGUGACCGCAUUUUUGAGUUUUGGUUAUUAGCUUCUCUGAACUAUAUGGUUAAACAAUUUUUUUUUUUUUUUUUCACCUUCAGUCUCUUUUAGCCAUAUAGUUGAUAUCUUUUGUUUUUGCGCUUUUUUUAAAAAAAAAAUAAAUAAAUAAAUAAGUAAAUUUAUGAUUAUUGAGGUUUUCCUUAAAGGCCUUGUAAACUAGACUUUUAUUUAUAUGAUGAAAUGAAUAAAGAUGUCAAAAUGUUUUAGACCUGUUUAAGAGA
This is a messenger RNA of Ziziphus jujuba (common jujube), 1290 nucleotides long. RefSeq names its product probable phytol kinase 1, chloroplastic. NCBI's taxonomy places the organism in Eukaryota, Viridiplantae, Streptophyta, Magnoliopsida, Rosales, Rhamnaceae. Bases 108 to 1058 code for a protein of 316 amino acids. Gene Ontology annotation, molecular function: phytol kinase activity. Gene Ontology annotation, cellular component: chloroplast. Gene Ontology annotation, biological process: vitamin E biosynthetic process. The transcript has 6 exons. The record is from RefSeq and is a predicted model, not a curated record.